UUCAAUUGCUCUGUGUGUGGGAAGGCAUUUGCACAAUCGUCAACUCUUCAAACUCAUCAGAGAACGCACACGGGCGAGAAGCCAUUCCUGUGUCCUGUGUGUGGGAAGGCAUUUGCACGGUCAUCAACUCUUCAAACUCAUCAGAGAAUGCACACGGGCGAGAAGCCAUUCCUGUGCCCUGUGUGUGGGAAGGCAUUUGCAGACUCAUCAACUCUUCAUAGUCAUCAGAGAACACACACGGGCGAGAAGCCAUUCCUGUGCCCUGUGUGUGGGAAGGCAUUUGCAGACUCAUCAACUCUUAAUAGUCAUCAGAGAACACACACGGGCGAGAAGCCAUUCCUGUGCCCUGUGUGUGGGAAGACAUUUGCAAAGUCAUCAAAUCUUCAUAGUCAUCAGAGAACACACACGGGCGAGAAGCCAUUCCUGUGCCCUGUGUGUGGGAAGGCAUUUGCAGACUCAUCAACUCUUCAUAGUCAUCAGAGAACACACACGGGCGAGAAGCCAUUCCUGUGCCCGGUGUGUGGGAAGACAUUUUCCAAGUCAUCAAAUCUUCAUAGUCAUCAGAGAACACACACGGGCGAGAAGCCAUUCCUGUGCCCUGUGUGUGGGAAGACAUUUGCAGACUCAUCAACCAGGAACAGGCAUCAGAAGAGACACCAGAGAACGCACACGGGUGAGAAGCCAUUCCUGUGCUCUGUGUGUGGGAAAACAUUUGCACACUCAUCACAUCUUCAAACUCAUCAGAGAACACACACGGGCGAGAAGCCAUUCCUGUGCCCUGUGUGUGGGAAGCCAUUUGCAGACUCAUCAACUCUUCAAACUCAUCAGAGAACACACGCAGGCGAGAAACCAUUCCUGUGCCCUGUGUGUGGGAAGACAUUUGCACAGGCAUCAAAUCUUCAAACUCACCAGAGAACACACACGGGCGAGAAGCCAUUCCUGUGCCCUGUGUGUGGGAAGACAUUUGCAGACUCAUCAACUCUUCAAACUCAUCAGAGAACACACACAGGCGAGAAGCCAUUCCUGUGCCCUGUGUGUGGGAAGGCAUUUGCACAAUCGUCAACUCUUCAAACUCAUCAGAGAACGCACACGGGCGAGAAGCCAUUCCUGUGCCCUGUGUGUGGGAAGACAUUUGCGAAGUCAUCACACCUUCAGAGUCAUCAGAGAACACACACGGGUGAGAAGCCAUUCCUGUGCCCUGUGUGUGGGAAGGCAUUUGCACAGUCGUCAACUCUUCAAGACCAUCAGAGAACACACACGGGCGAUAAGCCAUUCCUGUGCCCUGCGUGUGGGAAGGCAUUUUCACAGUCGUCAACUCUUAACAGGCAUCAGAAGCCCCACGCACACGGAGACAAGAAGCCAUUCAAUUGCUCUGUGUGUGGGAAGGCAUUUUCAUGGUCAUCAAGUCUUAAGAGACACCAGAAAACACACACGGGUGAGAAGCCAAUCCUGUGCUCUGUGUGUGGGAAAACAUUUGCACACUCAUCACAUCUUCAGAGUCAUCAGAGAACACACACGGGCGAGAAGCCAUUCCUGUGCCCUGUGUGUGGGAAGGCAUUUGCACAGUCGUCAACUCUUCAAAACCAUCAGAGAACACACACGGGCGAUAAGCCAUUCCUGUGCCCUGCGUGUGGGAAGGCAUUUUCACAGUCGUCAACUCUUAACAGGCAUCAGAAGGUCAAGCCAUUCAAUUGCUCUGUGUGUGGGAAGACAUUUUCAUGGUCAUCAAGUCUUAAGAGACACCAGAAAACACACACGGGUGAGAAGCCAAUCCUGUGCUCUGUGUGUGGGAAAACAUUUGCACACUCAUCACAUCUUCAGAGUCAUCAGAGAACACACACGGGCGAGAAGCCAUUCCUGUGCCCUGUGUGUGGGAAGGCAUUUGCACAGUCGUCAACUCUUCAAAACCAUCAGAGAACACACACGGGCGAUAAGCCAUUCCUGUGCCCUGCGUGUGGGAAGGCAUUUUCACAGUCGUCAACUCUUAACAGGCAUCAGAAGGUCCACAAUGAU
This is a messenger RNA of Lethenteron reissneri (Far Eastern brook lamprey), 2013 nucleotides long. Its product is annotated as zinc finger protein 721-like. The record is from RefSeq and is a predicted model, not a curated record. NCBI's taxonomy places the organism in Eukaryota, Metazoa, Chordata, Hyperoartia, Petromyzontiformes, Petromyzontidae. Gene Ontology annotation, molecular function: DNA-binding transcription factor activity, RNA polymerase II-specific; RNA polymerase II cis-regulatory region sequence-specific DNA binding. Gene Ontology annotation, biological process: regulation of DNA-templated transcription.